UAUUCAGAAAAGAACAAAAUGUCAUCUAUAAAGAAAGUGCUCAUAUUCGCCGCCGUCGUCGGUCUUAUUCACGGCUACCCUUCGGGAGCCCCUAACGACAUGUGCGGGCGAUACGUGCCCGGCCACCCCAACUUGGGCACCCCCGUGUCACAGGGACCAAGGACCGGCCCCUAUUCCAUCACGGUUACCCCUAGCGCAGGCGGAAACGGUCUCUAUGACGUGCGGCUACAGGCGACGUCCAACACGCCGUUCCGCGGGUUCCUGAUCCAGGCGAUGCCGUCAUGGAAACAACUUCCGGAGGGUCCGUCGGACAUCGUCGGCACAUUCCAGCGGGGCUUCAACUCCCAGCUCCGGGACUGCCGCGGAAUGACCGGAAGUAGCGCGCUCACUCACGAGUCCCGCCAGCCCAAGAUGAACAUACAGGCCGUUUGGCAGGCACCCAUGAACACUCCCGACCCCAACAUCAAAUUCGUAGCCACUGUGGUUCAGGACAACAACAAUUUUUAUGUCGUGCACUCGGAUCCAAUCAACGUUCAAGGUCAAGGUCAAGGUCAGUGAUCGAUAAACACCACAUGGACAAAGUGAACUGGCAGUGUGCCCGCUUUAACGCUUCUGUGACAGUUGUGUUAUUUUAGGUGUUAUUAUACGAUAUAUAUAUUAC
This is a messenger RNA of Dreissena polymorpha, 661 nucleotides long. RefSeq names its product putative defense protein Hdd11-like. NCBI's taxonomy places the organism in Eukaryota, Metazoa, Mollusca, Bivalvia, Myida, Dreissenidae. The coding region runs from base 19 to 558 and encodes 179 amino acids. The transcript is spliced from 4 exons. The record is from RefSeq and is a predicted model, not a curated record. Gene Ontology annotation, molecular function: oxidoreductase activity, acting on metal ions.